AUGCAGCAUCAGGAGCACAGGAGGCAGGGCCAACAGGAGGCAAGGCCGGGCAACCUGAAGCAAGACAGAGAGAGAUUCCGACAUGGCGCGAGUGGGGAUGGCGCGAGGAGGGCGGGUGAGGCAGGCACAGUGGAGGAGAGGGGAGGGCGGCAGAGUGGGGGCGACUCAGAUUACGGCGGAAAGGGUGGGGAGUCACAGAGGCGAGGCGGGGAUGGAGCAGUGAAUGAAAGGGAAGGGGGAGAAGGCAGAAGGGGCAGUGGGGGAAGCAAAGAGGGCGUGGAGGAGGAGGAUGGGGAGAUAGGCGAGUGGUCAGGCGGGCAGAUGGAGGAGCAUGGCAGCCCGCCUCAAGGGGGGCCGGGCAAGGGGGGGCGGGGCAGUGCGGUGGAUGAGGGCGAAGGGGCGGAGGGGUGGAGGAAGAGGAGGUGGGGCGGGGAGGAGGAGAUGGAGUAUGAGGCGAUGCUGGCUGACGUGGACGUGGGGGCGCGAGGCAUGGGGGGGGUGAGGGAGAGGGAGAGAGGCAGGAAUGAGACGCAGCAGCAGUGGAGUGGGGUGAGGGAUGGGAGUGGGGAGAGGCGGCAGCAGGUGAGGGCUCGCGUGGCGCCUGUGGAGGGAGGGGCGGGUCGUGACGGGGCAGGCGGUGCGGGCGGGAGGGAGGAGGGCGAGGAGGGCGAGGCGGGCGAGGAGGGCGAGGCGGGGGAGAUAGGGGAGGCGGGGGAGGUGGGUGUGGAGGAGCGGGGCCGGGGGGAUGCGGAGGAUGGUGGGCGCACAGAAGGCAGGGGGCGACGGGGUGGCAUGGAUGUGAACCGGCAUGGAGGGGCGGAGCGCAGUGGCAUGGAUUUGAACCGCGCCGCGGAGGAGCCAGCAGCAGUGCGCAGCAAGGGUGGGGCGAGCAGCCGAGGGCUCUCUGGUGCUGCUGGCGGCAGCAGUGCUGCUGGUAGAGCCGACCAACGGGCGUCAAAUGACGGGGAGGAGCACAGAGGGGUGGCGCGUGGUGCGUUGAGGCGAGUUAGAGAUGCGGACGAGGCUGGCGAUGGCGAUGGUGAUGGCGAUGGGGAGAGUGGGAGUGGGAGACACAGGAGUGGUGGCGAGUGGGGACAGCACAAGAAGGCUCGCAUGGACCCAUGA
Molecule: messenger RNA, 1125 nt
Organism: Closterium sp. Naga37s-1
Lineage: Eukaryota; Viridiplantae; Streptophyta; Zygnematophyceae; Desmidiales; Closteriaceae
Source: the annotation of a GenBank genome assembly